This is a messenger RNA of Drosophila nasuta, 673 nucleotides long. RefSeq names its product MRN complex-interacting protein. Gene Ontology annotation, biological process: mitotic G2 DNA damage checkpoint signaling. The record is from RefSeq and is a predicted model, not a curated record. NCBI's taxonomy places the organism in Eukaryota, Metazoa, Arthropoda, Insecta, Diptera, Drosophilidae. Gene Ontology annotation, molecular function: chromatin binding. Gene Ontology annotation, cellular component: nucleus. The transcript has 2 exons.
AGUAAUCUUGUUGCGAUGUCUCAGCAAAUCCGCGUUUAGGAAUGCAACGAAUGUGAUUUAUACCAGGUGGACAUUGUCAAAAAGUCCAAUAAGUGGGACUGCAAAGUUUGCCGCCAAAAGCAAGUCGUACUUCGGGAAUUCUUUCGAGGAACUGGAGCCGAAUGUCGCCUGAAAGUGCAAGAACUAAAUCUGGAGCAUGGACAAAAACGCCAUGCACAGGAAGAACGUCAGAUAUUAGAUGCGCAGGAUGCUGGACUGGAUACUGAUGUCUUGCCAGCCCAGCGAACAAGUAAAUGGGCUGCUUUUGUGGACAAGCCGACAGAACAAGCAUCAAGAAAUGAUUUCAUGUCAUCACAAUCAGUUAAGCGACCAAGUAAAUGGGCUGCCUACGUGGAUGAGUCAACAAAUCAACUACCAAAGGUUGACCGACGUACAAUUAAUAAACUCACCAAAGGAUCUAGUAAAUGGGCUGCCUUUGUUGAUGAACAGGAACCACCACAGAUGCGACGGAAGUCUUCAGCAACAAGCCUGGGCUCUGAUGAAGUGGAGUUUUCCUCUGCGAAAAGCAGAUCAAGUGGUUCCAACAAACGCAGGUCCGAAGAUAAUUCCAGUGCCAACAUAAAGCCUUUUUCCAAAUGGCAAAAAUUUCUUUGAACUCUUCUUAAUCAUAUUA